AGAGAAUUCCCCCCACCUCCCUAACCACCGAACUGCCCUGCCUGCCCUCGUGGGUGGGGCCCCGGCAAUCUCCGGGGACCAACAGGGGCCUUGGCAACGGAAGCCACCGUGUCGCAGCAACAGGCCACUAGGUGAGGCGGCACUGGGCUGGGGCAGGCCAAGAGUUCCUUUCCCCUAUGGAGCGUGUGGCAGCCACAGGCCCCAGGCCAGGGGCCCCCCCUCGGGCCAUUGAGAAUGUUCUGCCACAGGCAGAGGACUGGCUGCCAGGAGUCCCAGGGGGUGCCCCAGCCUGGGCCACCAGCCUUGAAACAGAGCUUCCCUCAGAUCUAGAGCUGAGUGAGGAGCAGCGGCUGCAGAUUUCUAAGGAGCUCGUCGACCUGCAGAUCACAACCCACCGCCUGCGGGAGCAGCAUGAGGCUGAAAUCUUCGAGCUGAAGAGUGAGGUCCUGCGGCUGGAGAGCCGGGUGCUAGAGCUGGAGCUGCACGGAGAGCAUGCAGCCCUGCCAGAGGCUGACCCAGGGCACCGCCAGGCACUGGCACAGGAGCUCGGGCACAAGGCCCAUGGGCAGGGACCCUCUGACCGCCGCAGACUUCAGGUGCAGCCCCAGGACUUCCUGACCCCUGGGAACGAGCAGCAGAAGCUGAGGAACAGCAUGAGUGGAGAAGUGAAGCAGGCACUGGAACAGCACAGAGCACGGGAGCAAGCACUGGAGACGCCAGUGGCAGCCCUGUGCCGGCAGCUGCAGGGAGCCCGAGAAGAGGCCAGGACAGCUAGGCAGCGCCUGGCUGCACAAGCUGUGGUGUUGUCCGCCUGCCACGGCCAGCUCCGCCAGGCAGAGGCUGAGAACGCCCGGCUGCAGCUGCAGCUCAAGAAGCUAAACGAGGAGUACGCCAUCCGGCUGCAGCGCUGCGCCCGCGCCGUGGCCGAGUAUGCGCAUGGUGCGGGUCAGGCGCCUACAGCCGCAGCCCUUCGAACAUUCCUGGAGACCACCCUGGAGGACAUCCGGGCAGCACACCACAGCCGUGAGCAACAGCUGGCCCGGGCUGCUCGCGCCUACCGCAAGCGCCUGGCAGAUCUGAGCCGUAGGCAUGAGGAGCUGCUGACCGCCCACAGUGUGCCGCAGGCGCUGGCAGACCCCCACGGGGUAUCCAGGACCCCCAAGGCUACCUUUGAUGCAGCCACCUCUGACCUGGAGCCACUGCCCCUGCACCUGGUCACCGAGCUCGACCACCUGUGGGAGGAUCAGCCCAGCGGGCUUACAAUGCUGCUCUUGUUCCCACAGAAGGGACCCGGUGAAGCCUCCCAGGGGGGCACAUCAGAGCCACAGGGCCUGGAAGCUGCAUCCUGGGCCCAGAUCCGCCAGGAGCUCCAGGAGUUCUCUCGUGGCACCCAGAGCUGGAACAGGAGCGGGCACAGCUGCUAGUCCGGGCUACGAUGGCUGAGGAGCAACUUUCCGAGCUACAGGAGUACGUGGACCAGCACCUGGGCAGCAGGUACAAGCAAGAGAUCCUGAGGCUGAGGAAGCUGGUGGGUACAGAGGACCCCUGGAAAAUUGGGGGCACACCUCCAGCCAAGCCCCAGCGCCCAAGGACCCGGAGCCACUAGCUGGUCAUUGGAUAAACUCAGAGCAAAACUCUUCCCAGGCAGCAUGGAGUCCUCCCCACUGUCCCCGCUUGAGGGGUCAUUCCACCCAGCUCUCCACCCAACAAGAGUCAGGAAGCAGCCCACUGAG
Messenger RNA from Ceratotherium simum simum (southern white rhinoceros), 1733 nucleotides. The record is from RefSeq and is a predicted model, not a curated record. Lineage: Eukaryota; Metazoa; Chordata; Mammalia; Perissodactyla; Rhinocerotidae.